Molecule: messenger RNA, 1389 nt
Organism: Musa acuminata AAA Group (dessert banana)
Lineage: Eukaryota; Viridiplantae; Streptophyta; Magnoliopsida; Zingiberales; Musaceae
Product: zinc finger CCCH domain-containing protein 35-like
Exons: 1
Coding region: 11-1087 (358 amino acids)
Molecular function (GO): metal ion binding
Source: RefSeq, a predicted model, not a curated record
GAAGACGGAGAUGAUGUCGAUGAUGAUCGGACGAGGUAGCUGCUAUCACAAUGCGACGGUCCACGUACCUCCUUGGGCCUCCUUCGAUGAUCCGACGGCCGGCGACGUCCUCCAAGACGAGGCCGCGCUCGCGGCGCUGCAUCUCUGCGUCGGCCGCGAGGAGGAGGCGGGGGAGGAGGACCUUUCGCUGGUGGACGCGUACGCGUCGGACGAGUUCCGGAUGUACGAGUUCAAGGUGCGGCGGUGCGCCCGCGGGCGCGCCCACGACUGGACCGAGUGCCCCUUCGCGCACCCGGGGGAGAAGGCCCGCCGCCGCGACCCGCGGAAACACCGGUACUCGGGCACGUCCUGCCCGGACUUCCGCAAGACCACCGGGUGCAAGCGCGGCGACGCCUGCGAGCUCGCCCACGGGGUGUUCGAGUGCUGGCUCCACCCCGACCGCUACCGCACCCAGCCCUGCAAGGACGGCACCACCUGCCGCCGCCGCGUUUGCUUCUUCGCUCAUACCCCCGACCAGCUCCGCGUGGUGCCGCCGCAGCACAGGAAGAACUCCCCAUCGACCGCGACCGCCGCCGACUCCUACGACGGGUCGCCUCCUCGCCGGCACUCUUAUCUUCCCAAGAAUAUCGCCGCCUCGCCGACUUCGACGCUGAUCUCGCCGCCCAACUCCCCGCCAACGGAGUCUCCGCCGAUAUCACCCGACGGCGCGAAGCUUCGGCGGGGGUCAUGGCAUGCGGGCUCAUCGGUGAACGAGAUCGUGGCGUCGCUGAGGCAGUUGCAGCUCAGCAGGGCGGAGUCGGCGCCGAUCUCCUGGGGGUCGCAGGUGGGAAGCGGUGGAUUUGCCUCGCCGAGGGGCGCGUCAUUUGCCGGGUUUAAUGCAGGCUUCUGCGGCCUGCCGUCGACGCCGACGGCCCCCGCGAUGACGUGCGGCGAUUCCAGGUGGUUAGAGGAAGAGGAGCCGGCGGAGAGGGUGGAGUCCGGGAGGGCUCUGAGGGCGAAGAUGUUCGAGAGGCUGAGCAAAGGCAGCACUUUUGAGAAGGCGGAGGCCGCACCGGACGUGGGGUGGGUGACAGAGCUGUUAAAGUAGCGGAAAGUUGCCAAUCGCAAGAAGAUCGCAGGAAGGAAGAAAGGAAGAAAGGUGCAACUUUCGGAUGCCAUCUGCGCUGGUUCUUUCUUGGCUUCUUGUGAACCUCGGAAUCUCCGAAGUUACAUGUAAGCAAGAAAAAGGAGAGGAGCGAUUACUUGCUGUAUAGCUUUUGGGUCUGGGGACGUGGGGAUAGCAUCCAUCGUUCGUCGAUCUCGUUAUGCCGAUCUGUGUCUGUCAUAUGUGGGUGGACAUUGUAAAUCUCAGCUUAAUUUCUACCCAAUAGAUUGGGAGAUUAUGAAUUA